GUUUGCUGAGCGGGACUAAGGCGAGCUGCGCUGUGAAUGUAGGGUAAAAUCCAACAUGGCGGCUCUACCGCAGAAGAAGUACUAUCGCCAAAGAGCACAUUCUAACCCGAUGGCGGACCACACAUUUGACUACCCGGUCUGCCCUCCUGACAUGGACUGGUCGUCCAUCUAUCCGAAAUUCUUCAGCCCUAAGACAGAGUCGUCAGCCAGCUGUCAGAAAGACACCAUGGCAGAAGAGGACACCCCAAGGGUGCAGUUUGCAGAUAUAGGAUGUGGCUAUGGUGGCCUAUUGGUAAAGCUUGCCAAUGACUACCCUACGACGUUGAUGCUAGGAAUGGAAAUAAGAGUUAAGGUCAGUGACUAUGUAAAUGACAGGAUCCUGGCUCUACGCGAAAAAAAUCCUGGAAAGUAUCAAAACAUUGGUGUGCUCCGAACCAAUGCCAUGAAAUAUCUGCCUAACUUCUUCUCUAAAGGCCAGUUGACAAAAAUGUUCUUCCUCUUCCCUGAUCCCCAUUUCAAACAGAAAAAGCACAAGUGGAGAAUCAUCAGUCAAAAUCUGCUUGCUGAGUAUGCAUACACCCUUGCUGUUGGGGGCAAAGUAUACUUUAUAACUGAUGUGCCACAGCUGUUUGAUUGGAUGAAGAACCACUUUGAUGAGCACCCGCUGUUUGAACCAGUUGGCGAUGAAGAAGUUGCUUCAGAUCCUAUUGUCGACAAAUUGUAUGACAGUACGGAGGAAGGUCAGAAAGUCACCAGGAAUAGUGGUAUUAAGCUUGUCAGUGUUUACAGAAGAAUGUCAGAUAACUUCACAGGUACAUAACACAAGGAAGACUAAGGAAAGUAGACCUUUAGUAAUGGAUUAACGAAACAAUUUUACUUUUUUGUACAUUUGAUAACAUAAAUUGUUUAGAUUUCUUGUGAUUGUGUAUUUUAGUAGGUUCUCUGCAGUCCAAUUUCUAUCUGGGAACUGGAUACAUGUUUUCUUGACAUUUAUCCAUCAAUUGCAUUGAGCUACAUUUUUUUGUUUAUUGGGUGCAUAGAAAACCUAUAAUUUAGCACUUUUAAGAUUUAAAAUUAAUGUAAUCCUGGCCUUCUGUUCUAUUUGAGUAAAAAAUUCCAUAUUAUAAUGCGCUUUGAAGUUCAUAUGGCAAGGAGUAUAAUAAAAAAUAAUAAUGUGAAAA
Messenger RNA from Nematostella vectensis (starlet sea anemone), 1181 nucleotides. Its product is annotated as tRNA (guanine-N(7)-)-methyltransferase-like. Gene Ontology annotation, cellular component: tRNA methyltransferase complex. The record is from RefSeq and is a predicted model, not a curated record. Gene Ontology annotation, biological process: tRNA methylation; RNA (guanine-N7)-methylation. Bases 56 to 820 code for a protein of 254 amino acids. NCBI's taxonomy places the organism in Eukaryota, Metazoa, Cnidaria, Anthozoa, Actiniaria, Edwardsiidae. Gene Ontology annotation, molecular function: tRNA (guanine(46)-N7)-methyltransferase activity. The transcript has 8 exons.